AUCGCGCCCCUCAAGAAAACGGCGUUCUCGUUGGCAACAUUGGCAACCGCGGAUGCUCGAACGUCACAAAACGCAACGUGGUUCGUUUAUGGCUCCUCGUUUGUCGGUUUUGCCUGUGUUUUUGAUUGCUGCGACGUGCCUUGUCUCCAGUGAUGUGCUAAUCCUGCUAGUCUCUUCGUAAAUGGGAGGGGACUUCUGUUGUGCGGUGGGGUGCCACAACCAUCGGGCUGCUCCUGCGAACCAGAACGACUCAUUCCACGCAUUUCCGCGAGACGUCCAGCGACGAGCGAAAUGGAUUGCCGCUGUGCGUAGGGAGCACUGGGUUCCCGUGAAGAGGUCCCGCUUGUGUAGCAUUCACUUCUCGCCGGAGAGCUACGAGCUCAGCUCGAGGCUUGCGACGGAGUUUGGUCUGGGACAAAAGUACCCAAGGCUCAGGGUUGAUGCGGUCCCAACCAUUUUCAGUCACAUCGUUGCGCGGCCCACUCCUCAUCGUGGCGCGUUGGCGAAGAGGAGACGAAAAGAUGUUGUCGACGAAGCCAUUGCGGAAGCGGCCGCAGUAGACACGCCGAUGGAUUCUGGCAGCCAGUCACCCUUGGAUCCAGAUGCGGAUAUGAAUGUUCCAGAUGCGGAUAUGGAUGUUCCUGACGAUCUACCGGCAGAGGAAGAGGGGACAGAAAAAGUCUCUGUCUUCGUACAGACAGAAUGUAUGAAGACGCGGUCGCGGUCUAAUCAAACUAAGGUGACAGGCAGGAGCAUAGGAACCCAGACAGCACUUCCCAAGUCAAGCAAAGAGGUGCAAACAGAGGUCCCCCAGCAAGGCAGCCCAAGCACGUCCACUACUGUGCUGGUGGAAGCUGAAACUGACGAUGCUAACUUGGAACCGGAUGAGGAUCCUCUGGGUCUCCUCCAACACCCCAAAGAUGACGUUGAGUUCCAUCCAGACUCCUCGGAGGAUGAAGAGACUUCGGAAACAGACACAUCGCCGGGGACGGAGCAGACAGGCGCCAACAAAUACAUUGUCUUUGAGUCGUGCCUGAAGAAGCUUUUAAAGCGAUGUCCUGACUGCUUCUCCAUGGCCACCGAAGUUUCUUUUCGUUGCAUUGGGUCCAUGGUGCGGGCCACGAUCACUUGCAGUGCUGGCCACUCCAGCAUCUGGGAGAGCCAGCCCAGGUGUCAUGGGAAGCCAGAGGGCAACAUCCUCAUGUGCUCUGGAAUCCUGUUCAGUGGAGGCUGCCCCACGAAGAUGCUCCGCCUCUUUGACAUCAUGGGUGUCGCCCAUAUCCACUCCUCGCAGUUCUACGAGUACCAGAGGUGCUACCUUCUCCCAGCAGUGAUGGAUGUAUGGACAGCUAAACAACAAGAUCUUGUUCAAAGCCUAGGAGGGCGCUCACUGCGGCUGGCCGGUGAUGGGCGGUCGGACUCACCCGGCUAUUCUGCCCUUUAUGGGACGUAUUCAUUGCUGGAGACGACCCUGAACCGAAUCAUUCACCUGGAGCUUGUAAAGUCGACCGAAGUGAAAUCGAGCUGCCACAUGGAGCUGGAGGGGCUGACCAGAGCUUUGCUUCACCUUGAGGAGCUGGGUCUCACGGUGGAAGUAAUCGUGACUGACAGGCAUGUGCAAGUCAGUGCCUACAUGAAGCGGGAGCACCCCCUUGUCCAGCACCGUUUCGACCUCUGGCAUGUCAGCAAAGGCAUCAAAAAGAAGAUUGUAGCUUUGGCCAAGUCGCCACAGCACAAGGCCCUAGCAAGGUGGCAGGACACCAUCACCAGACAUCUUUACUGGUGUGCCCGCACCAGUGACAACCAUGGGGACCUCAUCCUCGCAAAGUGGACAUCGAUCACACGACACAUCUGUGAUGUCCACCAUCACCCCAACUCGCUGCACCCUGCGUGUCUGCAUGGGGAAGUACAGGAUCGACUCUGGAUUGAGGAGGGAAACGAAACCUUCAAAAAGUUGGAAUCGGUGGUCCUGUCCAGUCACCUCCUCCGGGACAUACCCAAGCUCUCCUCAGACGAGCAGACAUUUUCACUGGAGGCAUUUCACGGUGUUUUAGUUCACUUCGCUUCCAAGUCUGUUGGCUACUGCUACGAAGGACUGCAGGCAAGGACGUACAUUGCAGCACUGCAUUUUAACUGCAAUGCAGACAGAAAGACCCGUAUCGAAGAAGAUGGCCAGGACAUGUGUGCCUUGAAGUUUUCAAGAGGACGCAAACAGUGGACUGUGGUCCCUGUUAAGGAAGACACGAAGUUUGGCUACAUCGAGAAGCUUCUGGCGGGAGUCUUCAAACGGAUUACGAGGUAUCCAACCUUCAAGACAGCAAAGGCAUCGCUCCCGAGACUGGAAAGCGCUACCCUGGGCAGCACACAGGCGGAGAGGCCAGACUUGAAGAGUGCUGUUGCUGCCCACCGCUCGCGCUACCAGAGGCAACGAAUCUUGUGCUCUUGUAGCUCUUGUCGGCCGACGCUGCCAGACGAAGACCUUUGCUGUGGGGAAAUCGAGAAAAUGGCUCCACUGCUGCGGGAGGGGUGCAUCACCCGCAACGAUCUG
Messenger RNA from Ixodes scapularis (black-legged tick), 2548 nucleotides. RefSeq lists its product as uncharacterized. Lineage: Eukaryota; Metazoa; Arthropoda; Arachnida; Ixodida; Ixodidae. The record is from RefSeq and is a predicted model, not a curated record. The transcript is spliced from 12 exons. The annotation marks the transcript as partial.